UCACGCAUUCGCUUCGAAAAUAUCGCGUUCCUAACUCUAUUCCACUGUGCUUUAUUGUAAAACUCGACCAUUUGCGUUCAGAAUGGCACAACUAUAGUUCCUACGCAAUCCCUAUAAGUACAAAUUAACCCCUUUCGUUAUUAUGGAUUGAUGCAGGUCAUACUUUAUUCAGAAAACAGGCAGCAAUUCACUCAACAACUAUGGGAGAACUGCAAAUCGUUGCCACCUUAUUAAUGAUAGCAAUUAUCCUGGUAGUGGUUCUGAUGCUCUGUCAUUCGCUUGAUAUAUGGCCUCGACUGACGGCAUGGAUUUUCUCCAACACCGAAGAGAAAAUUGGACUGACGAAAUUGAAAGGACUGUACAAUGCAAAUGGAUAUUUGGUGCGGUCUACUUCGGAUUUGAAGUUGUUUGCUAGUGGAAGCUUUAAGAGAUUCGAUUCCGUUGACAGGGAUUUUAGGGAAACACUCGUAACUACGAACCUGACAGAGAAAUGGAAAGCUGGGGACGAAAAUAACCCUAUGCCACCACCCUUCACCCUACAACCAAGUGCAACAUCAAACACGCUAUCGAAGGAUUCGACGAUCCCCAUUCUGAAGACUUCCACAGGUGAAAACUCCUUUCUUUUCGUAAGUAUUCUGGAAGCAAAAGAGUUGCUAGGUUCAAACAAAGAAGACAUCCUUUUGGACACUUACGUUAGGGUGUUCCUAUUGCCGGAUAAAAUAUCAAACGCACAAACGAAAAUCUACAAAGACUCCCGUAAUCCAAGCUAUAAGGAGAGGUUUCUCUUCGAACUGCACCCCAGGGAGCAAUGCCAAAAGUCCUUAUGUUUCCAAGUGUAUUCCACGAGCAACCUGUCGCAUACACUAAUAGGCGAAGGUGAAUUCAAACUAAACGACGCAAGUUUACGACAACCUGUCACCACCUGGGUCACUCUUACAGACACUGGUCAGAGAACAUCGGAAUUUGGCGAAAUUUUUUUCUCACUCAGUUACCUACCAACUGCAGAGAGAUUGACUGUAGUUGUGGUAAAAGCGAGACACUUAAAGUUUCAAAAUGAAAGAGAAGCAGGGGACCCAUUUGUAAAAGUGUACCUCUUACAAAACGGUAAAAAAGUUAGUAAAAAGAAAACGACUACGAAGAAAGGCGAGAGGUGCCCUAUAUUUAAUGAAUCGAUAAUAUUUAACGUACCUGCUCACGUACUUCAGACAAUCCAAUUACGUUUAACAGUAUCAGAAGCAAUAUCAAAUGAGAAUAACAGUUCACAAUCAGUGGUGGGUCAUGUUAUUGUCGGGGCGCAAGCCACUGGUAGACCCUUAACUCAUUGGACACAAAUGCUUGCAACCCUCAGAAAACCCGUCGCGAUGUGGCAUCCUUUAAGAAAGUAGAACAAAACCCACCCUUUAUAUUACUAACUGUCAUUGGAGGUGUUUGUUAUAGAAUUGAGAAAAUCCCGCUUUAUUUUUAAUACGAAAGUAAAAUAAUAAAACUCUUGUAAACAGUAGCGUUUUAUACUUGUAAAACAAAAUGACCGAAAGUAACUUUUGUUGAAAUUAAAGAUAAUAGAUAUUGAUGAAGAAAGGUGCAUACGUACUUAUUGUCUUGGAAAACAUUAGGGGAAGGUUAGGUUCGGUUAUGUGCCUGCUAUUUGUUGAUUAAAACCAAGAUCCAAUAAAAGAAGAAAUAUAUCUAAAUACAUACGUUGAUGUCAACAUUUUCUUUGAUCAGUAAACAGUUUGUUUCUGUAUUUUCUCUAAUCUAAGGUUCUAAUAAUGCCAAAAAAGUUAUAUUAAGGAUAAUUCAAAGUAUCAUGAACCGCGAAAUCCGUUUAACAAUGACGGCUAAUGUUUUUAUGAGGUAGAAAUCAAUGAAGGUCAUGGCCCAUGAGAUUCUGAAUUACCUUUAUGCGUAAUAUUAUAAGUAAUUGCUAUUCAUAUCAACAAUUUUUAUCACCAAUUGUCAUUUGUGUGAUAUAUGGCUUUCAUCUAAAAAUAAAAAAUAAAAUGAACUAAAGUUUGAAAUUAACUUUUAGUUCAUUCUGUGAUACAGAUUCCAGGAAAAAAUGUAGUAAUAAAAAAGGCAACAGAAAUUUAAAACUGUAAAAUUUAAUGAGAAAAGAGGAGAUGUGAGUAAUAUUUAAUUGUUAGACUUUAAAUUAGGUGUUUACUUAUUUUAAAAUAAAAUUAAGUGCGGAAAAAAAGAGCUACAGUAUUUUCUUCUCCUUAAACCCAUUUUAGUAGUUACAUUUAUCUAUUUUACUGUCGAAAAAGUUCGUCUAAUUAUAAAAGGUGGCCUAAAUAUGCUAAUAAUUACCAGCCAAUCAAAAGUUAAUAUAAAAUUGAGUAAAAUUAUUCAAAAUUGCAUUAUUUCAUCGAGUAACAUAACAUGCUCAGAGAAAGAUAAAACAAAUCACAUCGGAGACAAUAAUACUAAUAAUAAUAAAAAUAAUCAUGAAAAAUAUUUAAUGUUACUGCUUAUUUCUGUGAUAAAUGGGGCACAUAAGGUAAUUGUUACUGUUUCUAAACGUUUGUUGUUGACUGUUUAAAUCUGAACAUUGCCAUUAUCGAUGGUUCUUUCAUAUAGGAAGCAAAAGUCGUAAAUAUACCUAUCUACUUAAACAUUCCAUUCCUUCAAUGUGUUAAACGAUUAAUGAAUCAGUUCAUACAUUGAUGUAAGGUAAUUCAUUGAAAUUCCCCAUUUUUUCAUAUUCAUAUCCUUAUAAAUGUACACCAUGUUUCAUCUUUAGUCAUAUCAUCAUUUUUUAUACUUUAUAACUUUCUACCUUAAGGACCUAUAUGUAUAAUAAUUUCUUUUAAGUUUUUUCAAACUGAAAUUUUUUAAAAGUUUUGAUGAAACGUUUAUUAACUGUUUUUCUGUCCUAUAAACGCCAGUCAUUACUUAUUUGUAAUAAAAUAGUAGAACAUUAUGCAUAUUUACAAAAUAAAGUCGUCGAAUAACGAAAAUUGUAAACAGCAAAUG
Messenger RNA from Agrilus planipennis (emerald ash borer), 2976 nucleotides. Its product is annotated as synaptotagmin-12. The transcript has 7 exons. Gene Ontology annotation, molecular function: SNARE binding; phosphatidylserine binding; calcium ion binding. Lineage: Eukaryota; Metazoa; Arthropoda; Insecta; Coleoptera; Buprestidae. The coding region runs from base 201 to 1385 and encodes 394 amino acids. Gene Ontology annotation, biological process: calcium-ion regulated exocytosis; regulation of dopamine secretion; regulation of calcium ion-dependent exocytosis. The record is from RefSeq and is a predicted model, not a curated record.